AUUAUAACAUUGUCUUUGUUUUAGUUGGGACUUUGUUCGGGUCAGUCCGGGCCAAUAUUUCACCAGCCCAUUCAAGGUCGAACUGCCCAGUGCAAGCUCGGAGGUCGGGGGUUCAUCUAGGGUUUUAAGGAUAGUUUAAUGGCGGAGGUACGACAUUGCCGCCAUUGAAGAGAAACCAAGGGAUGCUUUUACCUUCUUUUGCAGCAAUGUCUGUUGCUCCAUUUCCUCCAUCCUCUUCAACUUUACACCAAAUUUCCAUCACUUAUCCCAACCCUCAUCCCUCCCUCCAUUUUUCUCAACUUCAAUUUCUCAAACCACUUUCUCUCACUAGCUUAUCGCUCCAUCUUCCCUCUACUCACCCUUCUUUAUCAUCAAAUUCGUCAGUUUCAGGAGUAAAUGCCGAAUUACCGGAAGAAGACAGAGAUGUAAUCGAGGUAAUUACAGAAAUUAUUAAUGAAGCUGGAAUUUCCGAAUCAGAAUCUUUAAAAAUUGCUUUGAAUUCGCCUCAUUAUGCAAAGACGUUGAGGGAGAGUGUUAAAGAUUUGGACGAGCUUUCCCUUUGGAAUUCAUGGAUGAAAGACGGUAAGGAUAAGGAAAUGACAAUGUCUUUAAAGGAGAAAAUGAAGCAAAUUGCAAAGGAGAAGGGUGAUGACGGAAAAAUCCCGUAUUUGGAGAGUAUGGGAUUGAGCCUAUCUUCUGCCAUUCAUCUUGCUCAUCUUCUUUCGUCGGAAUCUCUUUCCUCUCUUGUUGUCAAGGUUAAGUAUUUGAAGGAACUCUUUUUUUCCGAUAGUGAUGAUGAAAGGAUUGUUGGGAAGUUUGCCCGCCGUAUGGUGCUUCACCUAUCAAUUUCUGUGGAUGAGAAUGUGCAGCAAACUUUGUCAUUCUUUGAAAAGAUUGAAGCGAGACGUGGUGGUUUGGAAAUGUUAGGAUCCUGUGAUGCUUCUUUUAGGUAUCUCAUUCAGUCAUUUCCUCGCCUUCUCCUGUUACCAGUAGAAUCUAACAUGAAACCGAGGGUUAAGUUCUUGGAGAGUGUUGGAGUUCCACGAAAAUACAUGGGAAGUGUUCUACUAUUAUUUCCACCACUUCUCUUCCUUGACAUUGAAGAAAAAACAAAAGCUGGAUCUUGGCCAUUUGAGAUGGUUGGAGUAUUGGACAAAAAACUUGGUCGGAUGUUGGUGAAAUAUCCUUGGUUGCUGUCAACAAGCAUCCAGAGAAACUAUAAAGAUAUUUCCACUUUCUUGGAAGCUAAGACGGUACCAAAAGUCAGCAUAGAAAGAGGAAUCAGUGACUGGCCGCUUUUACUAGGCUGUUCAGCUGGCAAGUUAAAGCCAAUGCUGGAACAGUUUGACAAUCUUGGUGUGAGAACCUCAAAACUGGGUAACAUUGUAGCUACAAGUCCCCAGCUUCUACUUCAAAGACCUGAGGAGUUCCAAAAGGUUGUUAAUUUUCUGCAAGAUUUGGGAUUUGAUAAGGAGAGCAUAGGUAAGAUCCUAGCUCGUUGCCCUGAAAUAUUUGCUUCAAAAACAGAGGAGACUCUUCAGAAGAAGCUUGAAUUCUUGUCUAACCUGGGCAUACUGAAACAAGAAUACCCACGGGUUCUAAAGAAAUAUCCCGAGUUAUUUGUAUCAGACAUUGAAAGAACAGUGUUGCCAAGAAUGAAGUAUCUGAUGAAAUCCGGGUUAACGGAGAGAAAUGUUGCUACAAUGAUCGUACAAUUCUCUCCUUUGAUUGGCUACAGCAUUGAAGAAGUCUUGAGACCUAAGUUGGAUUUCCUAGUCAACACCAUGGGCAAGUCAGUGAAGGAGGUUGUGUACUAUCCGAGGUACUUCAGCUACUCAAUGGACAAAAAGAUUAAGCCCAGGUAUUUCUUGUUAAGAAGCAGGAAUAUAAACUGUAGUCUGAAAGAUAUGUUGGCCAAGAACGAUGAUGAAUUCGCCACCGAGUAUUUAGGCCUUGAAAAACUGACUUCUAAUGUAUAACAUAUGUUUUGUAAGACUAGGAAUUAUAGUACUAUACAUAGAGACAGUCAAGUCAUUGUGAAUAUUUAGAAUCAAAAUUUUGGAUCAUCUUUGUAAAGUACUGUAUCUAUAAAAGUUUUGAUAUGUUAGAUGAAA
This is a messenger RNA of Amaranthus tricolor (Joseph's coat), 2114 nucleotides long. Its product is annotated as transcription termination factor MTERF2, chloroplastic. Gene Ontology annotation, molecular function: double-stranded DNA binding. The transcript has 7 exons. The record is from RefSeq and is a predicted model, not a curated record. The coding region runs from base 183 to 1979 and encodes 598 amino acids. Gene Ontology annotation, biological process: regulation of DNA-templated transcription. NCBI's taxonomy places the organism in Eukaryota, Viridiplantae, Streptophyta, Magnoliopsida, Caryophyllales, Amaranthaceae.